Coccinella septempunctata (seven-spotted ladybird) is the source of this 1826-nucleotide messenger RNA. Its product is annotated as synaptic vesicle glycoprotein 2B-like. Gene Ontology annotation, biological process: transmembrane transport. Gene Ontology annotation, cellular component: membrane. Lineage: Eukaryota; Metazoa; Arthropoda; Insecta; Coleoptera; Coccinellidae. The record is from RefSeq and is a predicted model, not a curated record. The transcript has 12 exons. The coding region runs from base 175 to 1716 and encodes 513 amino acids. Gene Ontology annotation, molecular function: transmembrane transporter activity.
AAAUUGAAAUGAUCUCAGUGUCUCAGUUUGGAAAGUGUGAUGAAAUACAGCGUCGUAUAAUGAGAUAAAGGUUCUGCUUUCUCAAAAAAAUUCAACUCUCAUUAAAUAUUGUUUAGUGACAUUUAGGAAUAUAGUUCUGAUAAUGAUGAGCUCUGAUAAGAUGCUCCAUGCAAAAUGAAGAAUUUCUUGAAGAACCUACGCGUUUUUGGUGAUUGUGGAGAAAAUGCUAAGGCAGAAUACGAUGCAUCCAAACCAGCAGACUUCGAAACAGCUCUGGGUGCAACUGGUUUCGGAAAAUUCAACUUUUUACUCUUCCUGAUAGCCUUUCCGACAUGUUGGGCUGUGAUGUUCCAAACCACCACCAUGUCGUUCGUUUUUCCUGCCGCCCAGUGCGAUCUGAACUUGACUUUGGAAGAUAAAGGCCUUUUGAAUGGAGUCACAUUCGCUGGAACUGUCGUCAGUGCAUUCAUUUGGGGAUUUCUGUUCGAUACAUUCGGAAGACGAAAGCUACUGAUCAUUGGAUUCUUUUUAGAUGGACUCACAGUCAUUCUGAGUGCCGUAUCGCAGGAUAUAAUUUUUUUGAUGAUCACUAAAUUCUUGGGAGGGAUUAUUGUAAUUGGUCCAUUUGCUGCUCUGACGCCGUAUUUAUCAGAGCUCCACGUGGCUAAGUACAGAUCCAGAAUACCUUUGGUGAUGGGGGCUUGUUUUGCGAUAGGAGGAAUAUACCUACCCUUCAUUGCUUCGUUGAUACUACCGCUGAAUUUCGAACAAGUCUUGGCGGAGAAUUUUGUUCUUCAUUCAUGGAGUUUAUUUUUGUUUGUCAAUGCAAUACCCUCUCUACUCGGAGCUUUACUUCUAUAUUAUCUGCCCGAAAGCCCAAAGUUCUUAAUGUCUGUGGGAAAACAUGAAGAAGCCUUGGAGGUAUUCAGAAGGAUAUAUAGCCUUAACAGUGGAUUCCCUCCAGAAAAUUAUCCAAUAAAAGAACUCGUAAAAGAAGAAACACGAUGCAGUCAAUCCUCCUGGCUAUCCAAAAGUUGUAGUCAGUUAGGUCCUCUAUUCGGAAAAUACCUCAAACUUUUUUUGUUGGUUUGCUUUCUGAAUGUUCUGAUAACGACAAGCUUUAAUACCUUCAGACUUUGGCUACCUCAACUAUUUCAGGCUAUCACAGAUUAUAAAUACUACAAUAAUGGCACAUCUGCUUCUCUAUGCGAGAUGCUGAGCAUUCUUAGACGAGGAAAUGAACCCAAAGAGUGUUUUGUAAAUUUCGAAAAUUUUGACGUCUACCUCAACGCAAUGUGGGUAUGUUUGACCUCACUGACUGGAUAUCUGAUUGCAGGAUCCUUAGUUAAUAUAUUGGGCCAAAAUAAACUUUUAGCUAUCACAAGUUUUCUAGCAGGUUUAUGCUCGAUAGGAAUCUAUUUUUCACCGAACAGUCUACUGUCGACAGUUUUCAUGGCUGGAUUCUACAGCCUGUGCAGCAUAGCUACCAAUACAACUUCUUUAGUAGUUAUCAAUCUCUUUCCAACUUCCAUAAGGACAACAUCGCUUUCUUUGGCCUUUAUGUUUGCCAGAAUUUUUUCCAUGGUUGGAAACGUAAUAUUUCCAUAUUUGAUCAAUAUGGGGUGCGAACCACCCUUUGUUAUGCUGGCAGUAUUAGUUUUCACAUGCUCUAUUUUGACUCUGAUUCUUCCUGAACAGAAAAAUUCUCUUCAAUGAUACACCACUGUGAUAAAAAUUGGAAAUGACUAAAGAAUAGGAAUUACAUUCUAUAUUCAUAAGUCAAAACUUUAUUUUGUAUGGUAAAUAAAAGACAUUACAAAAAAAAA